AUGCGUGUCAAUUCAGAUAUCGUGGAAAUCCUGCUAGUAAUAUGUCUGGGAAUAACAUUACGUGGAAUCACAUCCUUAAGUUCCUAUUCUGGAGCUUCAACACCGCCCAUGUUUGGCGAUUAUGAAGCCCAACGUCAUUGGCAGGAAAUAACAUUAAAUCUACCGGCAGAAGAUUGGUAUCGGAAUACAUCGGAUAAUGAUUUACUCUAUUGGGGUUUGGAUUAUCCACCGCUGACGGCAUAUCACAGUUUGGUGUUGGGAAAAAUAGCUAACCGAUUGAACAGCAGCUAUGUGGAACUGUACAACUCACGUGGCAUUGAAUCUGAUGGCCAUAAGACAUUUAUGCGCCACACUGUCCUCUGGGCUGAUCUCUUUGUAUACAUUCCAGCGUGUAUUGUCCUGGUGAAAGCAAUGGAAAAGUUCCUCACGACGAAAAAGCAACGUUUGUCCCUUUUGAUGGUGUUGAUGUGUUAUCCUGGUUUAAUCCUAAUUGACAAUGGUCAUUUUCAAUAUAAUAAUAUAUCAUUGGGUCUAAUGUUGGUGGCUGUGGCAGCAGUUUUAAGAGAUGCAUAUGUUUGGGCCGCCUUCUUCUUUUCCUUGGCAUUGAAUUAUAAACAAAUGGAGUUGUAUCAUGCCUUGCCAUUUUUUGUAAUGUUAUUGCGUGUAGCCUUUAAUGGCAGGACAUUUGGGUAUAAAAUUAUGACUCUGUUUAAAAUUGCCAUGAUUACAUUAGCCACCUUUGCCAUGUUAUGGUUGCCUUGGUUAAAAUCUAAAGAAUUAUUCUUAUCGGUAUUGGGCAGACUGUUUCCCUUUAAUCGAGGAGUGUUUGAGGAUAAGGUGGCAAAUAUAUGGUGUUCCCUUAAUGUGGUUUAUAAAUUCAAGGAAAAUGUUACCAAUUCCCAAAUGGCCAUAAUAUGUCUAGCAACAACCCUAUUAGCCAUAUUACCUUUAAAUGCCCAUGCCUUUUAUAAGGGCCAGAAAAUCACCUUUCUCUUCUGUUUAUUUAAUACCGCCAUUGCCUUUUUCCUAUUCUCAUUUCAAGUCCACGAAAAAUCAAUCCUAUUAGCUGCUCUGCCAGCAAUAUGCCUGCUGCCGCAAAUGCCAUUUUAUGUUGUGGCAUUUUUGAAAGUAUCUCUACUAAGUAUGCUACCUCUAUUCAUUAAGGAUAAAUUAUGUACGGCAUAUUUUUCUCUAAUGAUUAGUUUUACAAUUGCCCUAAGGCACUUCGUGCAAAUUGACUAUCAUAAAGAUGUUAAAAUUCAAAAAAUUCUAGAUAUUCUUAUGAUCGUUUUGGAUAUUAUUAUAUUGAUAAUAUCAUUGACUGCAAUUUUUGUACCCAGCCCCGCAAGACUACCUCAUAUUUGGUCACUUUUUAUUUCGAUUGCAUAG
Messenger RNA from Musca vetustissima, 1389 nucleotides. It is a transcript of the gene gny, whose product is annotated as probable dolichyl pyrophosphate Man9GlcNAc2 alpha-1,3-glucosyltransferase. Gene Ontology annotation, cellular component: endoplasmic reticulum membrane. Gene Ontology annotation, molecular function: dolichyl pyrophosphate Man9GlcNAc2 alpha-1,3-glucosyltransferase activity. Gene Ontology annotation, biological process: protein N-linked glycosylation. The transcript is spliced from 2 exons. The coding region runs from base 1 to 1389 and encodes 462 amino acids. Lineage: Eukaryota; Metazoa; Arthropoda; Insecta; Diptera; Muscidae. The record is from RefSeq and is a predicted model, not a curated record.